UUCUCUCUCUCUCUCUCUCGUGAUCGCCGGAGGUCGAGCCGAGACCUCGCGGGUGCCUCGCAAGGCGCGCUCUGCCUUCGACCAUCGUAAGGCGGAUCUUCCAGUUGAUUCAAGAAAUGGUUGACGAUGCGGCGACGGAGCAGCGGAAGGAGGCGGCCGUGGUGCUGACGCCGCCGCUGGCGCUGGAGGGAGGGCUGGUGGAGGAGCACCAAACGCCCGGCCUCCUCCCACGGAUGCUCAGUCUUCUCCGCAACGUACGGCCAGGGUCCGAUCUCACCCACUUCCAGUUGCCUCCUCUCUUCAACAUGCCAAAAUCACAGCUCCAGUGCUAUGGGGAAUCAGUUUAUUGCAUCAAUGAGGACUACUUAACCAGGUGUCCCAGAGGAAAGAGCAGCCUUGAAAGAUUUACCUCAGUAGUUGCAUGGAGCAUAUCAACCAUGCGACCUGCGAUAUUUGGACUGGCUCCUUACGAUCCGAUUCUAGGAGAAACUCAUCAUGUCUCCAGGGGGUCCCUCAAUGUGCUCCUUGAGCAGGUCUCACAUCACCCUCCAGUGUCUGCUCUUCAUGCAACUGAUGCAAAAGAGAACAUAGAACUUAUAUGGUGGCACAACCUAGUUACCAGCUUUCAUGGCACCAGUGUCGAAGCUGUAAUCAAUGGAAAAAGGCAGCUGAAGCUUUUGACCUUUGGGGAGGACUAUGAGAUGGAUUCGCCCAACUUGGUAGUAAGAUUACUUCCGACUACUGGUGCUGACUGGCUGGGGGAUGUCAGAAUCAGGUGUAAAGAUUCUGAUCUGGAGGCCAAUCUCUGCUAUCACAAGAGUCAAUCGUUCCUUGGAUUUGGCGGGAAUUCAAGGUCUGUCAGGGGUAAUAUUUUUCACUCAAAGACAUCAAAGACUAUCUAUGAGAUCGAUGGCCAGUGGGACAGGAUUGUCAACUUGAAGGAUGUCCACAGCGGAGAAGUUACAGUCUUGUAUGAUGCCAUGAAGGCCAUCUCAAAACUCAAGACUCCUGUUCUUGAGGCUCCAGAGAACUUGUGGCCUACUGAAUCAGCCACAGUGUGGAGGGAAGUAAGCCAAGCCAUUUUGAACAUGGACUGGGAAAAAGCUUCAGAAGCAAAGAGAAGGAUAGAGGAAAAGGAGAGAGAGCUACAGAGAGAAUGGAAAUCUAGAGGGGAAGUAUGGGUUCCCAAGCAUUUCUCAGUAGCCCAUGCCAAGGACAAUGAGUGGGACUGCUGGCCCUUGGAGCAUUCAGUCCCACUAGCUCCAAUUGCUGUUCCUCCAUGAUACAUUACAAUUAGGUAUACUUAAUCCAUUUGUCAAUACUGUGAUAUAUACCCAAUUUAAUUAAAUUUAGCUUCUAGCUACAUAUUACUUCACACAUAAGAUGGUGUUUGUACUUUUAUCCAUCCAACAAUAACAACAAUAAGGUCAUGAGUCCUAACUA
Messenger RNA from Musa acuminata subsp. malaccensis (wild Malaysian banana), 1443 nucleotides. RefSeq names its product oxysterol-binding protein-related protein 4C. Gene Ontology annotation, molecular function: sterol binding. The record is from RefSeq and is a predicted model, not a curated record. Gene Ontology annotation, cellular component: membrane; cytosol; intracellular membrane-bounded organelle. Lineage: Eukaryota; Viridiplantae; Streptophyta; Magnoliopsida; Zingiberales; Musaceae.